AUUAGACACGACGAUCGAACGUUUUAUAUCCAUCCGUCACACCGUGUCAUUACAUUUUUUCACUCUUUUCGCAUUUGCGUUUUUUUUCUUUACAAUUUUUAUUCAUUCGACCGGCGGGGGAUUCCGUCCCGUGGAAAUGACCGAACGUGUAAUUGCGCUGUCGUUUCAAUGGAACGCAACGAUGUCUGGAGGUUGAAUCGCUACGAUAACAAACUAUACAUCGCGUGUUUUUACCUCGGAAUUUAUACACGUCAAAGCGAUGGAUAAAACCCAGCUAACAAUAAGAACGACUUUGUGGAAAUCAACCGAGACAGGAACGAUGGCGGAAACAAAGAUGGAGGGUAUACCCGACAGGAUCGCGGAAACGUUGAAAGGUCGACACAUCCUGAUAACGGGGGGAACGGGAUUCUUGGGCAAAGUCAUGCUGGAAAGAUUGCUGCGUUGUAUGCCGGAUAUUGGCACGAUUCAUUUAUUGGUUAGACCAAAAAAAGGAAAAGAUCCGAAACACCGUUUGGACGAAAUAUUCAAUUCGGCGCUCUUCGAACAAGUCAAAGCUCAAAGGGGUGUGGCGGCCCUCCAUAAAUCUGUAGCGAUAAUAAAUGGAGAUGUGUCGUCGAUCGGUCUCGGUUUAUCACCGGAGGAUAGAAAAUUGUUGUGCGAUAAAAUAAGCAUCGUCUAUCACGCGGCGGCGACCGUAAGAUUCGACGAGUUGUUGAAAAGAGCUGUUCUAUUGAACACACGUGGAACAAAACUGAUGCUGGAACUUGCUAAGGAAAUGAAGCAGCUAGUUUUAUUCGCUCAUAUCAGCACCGCUUAUUGUCAUCUCGAGGAGAAGCUUUUGGGAGAGAAGCCGUACCCACCGCCCGCGGACCCCCACAAAAUAAUAAAAUGCGUCGAAUGGAUGGAGGACGAAGUUGUCGAAGCAAUGACGGAUAAAAUAUUGGGAAAUUUGCCGAACACUUACGCCUUCACGAAGGCACUUUCGGAGGGUUUGGUGGAAGAGGCGAUGCCGCACAUCCCUGCGAUAAUUCUUCGGCCGAGCAUAGUGAUCCCAGCCUGGAAGAAUCCGAUUCCCGGAUGGACGGACAACAUCAACGGGCCAACCGGUCUCCUGAUUGGCGCAGGAAAAGGCGUUAUCAGGACGAUGUACUGCAACCAAAGUAGCUACGCCGAUUACCUUCCGGUGGAUAUCGCAAUCAACGCAAUCCUGGCUUGCACAUGGAACUUCAUUUACAACAAAGAUCAUGAGAAAAGAGUCUACAAUCUCACCAGUAGCAACGAAUUUCAGGUGUCGUGGCAAGAAAUUAUCGAUCGUGGACGUCGAGCUACGGAUAAGAUACCUUUGAACGGUAUUGUCUGGUACCCGGGAGGCAGCAUGAAGAGCUCCCGUCUGUUACACAACAUUUGUGUGCUAUUCUUCCACAUGCUUCCAGCCUACUUUAUCGACGCUAUGAUUUUCCUAGCCGGACACAAACCGAUCAUGUGCAGAGUACACCGAAGGAUUCAAAAGGGCUUCGAGGUCUUUGAGUACUACGCUAACAACCAGUGGGACUUUGAGAAUGCGAAUAUACGCGAAAUAAGAGAAAAGUUCAAUCCGAGAGAACGAAUAGCUUAUUUGUUACACGGUGAUGACAUGGAUUUGGACGCUUAUUUUGAAGAUUGUAUCAAGGCAGCUAGGAUUUACAUCCUCAACGAGUCACCGGAAACUCUGCCGGCUGCCCGCAGGCACAUGAGAAUAAUGUACUGGGUGGACAUAAUCACGAAGGUCCUAUUUUUCUUGUUGCUAAUCUACACUGCGCUUUCAUGGAGUGAUAGUUUUCGCGCGUUACUUGUAGGGGGUUGGUCGUUGAUAGCUGAAGCGUUAUCUCUUUAAUUGUUCAUACACAUACCUAUGUAUAGUUUUUAUAAGUUUUCAAUACCUUUGUAUUAUAUAUCAUUGUACCAAAUAGAACAUUACAAGUCUUGACACAAAAA
Molecule: messenger RNA, 1974 nt
Organism: Athalia rosae (coleseed sawfly)
Lineage: Eukaryota; Metazoa; Arthropoda; Insecta; Hymenoptera; Athaliidae
Product: putative fatty acyl-CoA reductase CG5065
Exons: 9
Coding region: 260-1873 (537 amino acids)
Biological process (GO): long-chain fatty-acyl-CoA metabolic process
Cellular component (GO): peroxisome
Molecular function (GO): alcohol-forming very long-chain fatty acyl-CoA reductase (NADP+) activity
Source: RefSeq, a predicted model, not a curated record